UGCGCUGUAGAGGAAGACCAGCUCGCAGUGUGUCCACAUUCUGCGGCUUUUUGGGUUCUCGGUCGAGGGAAGACGGAGCCCUCACACAGGAGGUGGAGUUCACCGUAAGACGAGUCCGAGGGACCAGGCAGUCUGCUGCAAUGUUAACCCAGAGUUGAAAAGUAGACGUCCGCCGGCUCUAGUACAUGACAGCAUACACCAGUCAUGGAGCUCCACAAUUUGAUGACUUUGUGGAUAUUUUGUUUAUGUCUCUUUGGAGAAAGUUGGACUGAAAAACAAAGUUCGCCCCAACCAGACAGUCAGAUUGUUGAAAAUGGGCUAUCAGAUUUUUGUCGCAUCGAUGUCCCACUAUGCAAGGAUGACAACGCCGUUCUCAGCUUUGAGGCUAUCCGGAGUAUCCAUAAGCAGAUGGAUGAUGACGCAAACGGCAAUGUAGACGUGGCAGAGACAGACGGCUUCCUAAGAGAAGAUCUAAACUACCAUGACCCCAAGGCCAAGCAUAACAGCUUCCACGGGGACGAUCAGUUCAUCAGUGUGGAGGACUUGUGGAACGCAUGGAAGGGCUCUGAAGUGUAUAAUUGGACAGUGGAUGAGGUGGUGGAAUGGCUCAUCACAUAUGUGGAACUGCCACAAUAUGUGGAUGCAUUUCGCAAGAUGAGUUUCAACGGAAGUGCUAUGCCAAGGCUUGCUGUAAAGAACACCACUCUGACACUCUCUAUUCUGAAGAUUUUGGAUCGCAGCCAUGUGCAAAAGUUGCAGCUCAAAUCUUUGGACACUGUACUGUUUGGAGCACCCUUAAUGAAUAGACACAACCACUUGAAGGACUUCAUGCUGGUAGUAUCAAUAGUCAUAGGCAUGGGUGGCUGCUGGUUUGCCUACAUCCAGAACCGCUACUCUAAGGACCACAUGAAGAAGAUGAUGAAAGACCUGGAGGGCCUCCAAAGAGCUGAGCAGAGUCUGCAUGACCUACAACAGAAACUGCAGAUCGCCCAGGAGGAGCACCGCACAGUCGAAGUGGAGAAGGUGAACCUGGAGCAGAAGCUGAGGGAUGAGAUAAACGCCGCCAAGCAGGAGGCCCAACGGUUGAGAGAGCUGCGGGAGGGCACAGAGAAUGAACUGAGUCGCCAAAAGUAUGCAGAAGAAGAGCUAGAACAGGUACGCAUGGCAUUGAAGAAAGCAGAGAAGGAGCUGGAGUCACGGAGCAGCUGGUCACCACCAGAGUCUCUCCAGAAGUGGCUGCAGCUCACCCAUGAGGUGGAAGUGCAGUACUACAACAUCAAGAAGCAAAAUGCUGAACGGCAACUCCUGGUGGCCAAAGAAGGGGCAGAGAAGAUAAAGAAAAAAAGGAACACGCUUUUUGGGACUUUCCAUGUGGCUCACAGCUCCUCCCUGGAUGAUGUGGACCACAAAAUAUUGGCAGCAAAACAAGCCCUGGGUGAGGUGACAGCUGCUCUGCGGGAGAGGCUGCAUCGCUGGCAGCAGAUAGAGAUCCUCACAGGUUUCACCAUCGUCAACAACCCAGGCCUUCCUACCUUGGCCUCAGCCCUCAACCUCGAUCCCAGCUUCAUGGGUGGCAGAGCGACACCUCAACACUUCAUCAUGUCUGACGACAUGGACGACAUGGACGAGGAUAUCGUGCCUGGAACUCUGCAAUCUCCCAGUAUGAUGUCGCUGCGUCAACGCCACAUUGACCCCCAGCUGGCCAUGGGCUCCCAGAGGUUGGUAGAGAGCUGCCUGUUGGUGGGGCAGCAGGGAGAGGGAACCUCCUACCCAUCCAGGUCUAGGGCUGCCCUCAGACAGUCACGCAGCCAGUCCUUUGGGCAGCUCGAGUGCUUUUCUCUGCCUCCACUUUCCUCAGCUGUUUCUCAUCCAUCUAUCAUCUGUGCUUCCAACCCAAACCCUCAGUCCUCGUCAUCCUUGUCCUCUUCUUCCUCCUGCUUACCCAGCUCUGUAGGUGGCGGCGUAGCCGCUCAUUCCUCCCAUAUAUAUCAUCCUUCUUUCCAGCCCAUGGAUCCCAUUCCUGACUUCACGUUCUCAGACGCCUCCAAUGUACACUCCUCAUGCAGCGACAGUUUCGGGGACCUAAAUCGCUCCGAUUCUGACUCCUCCUUGUCCCUCUCCCAAGUUGGUGACCGGCUGUCUGCCUUCAGCUCCAAAGGCCACCUAAUCAAGCCCACCUCUCUCAUACACAGCCUAUCAGGUGACGCCAUCUCCCUGCACGCUCUCACCCCCAACGGUGGGAACCGCAUUCACGAGGGAAGUGUUACAGAGCUCGUCUGUGACAGCCCCAUACUCAUGAAGAAGGUGUACGGCAUGGAGAAGUCGCCCAGCAUGGGAGAGAUCAACAGCCUGUCAGAGUCGUCCCGCUCCCUCAGCCCAAACUCCACUGAACCUGACACACCAUCUCCAACAGGAGGGCAAGUGGGAGUCGUGGGGGCAAAAGGCAGCACUCGCAUCCCUCAGCUGUCCUCCAAGAAGAGCCCUCUGGAGGAAGACAGUGGCUCAACAGGAGAAGAUACAGAUUCCACUGCCAGCCGCAAGAAACACACCUUCAAGAUCUUCAAAAAACAGAGGAAAUAAGAGCUACACACAAACUACAGGCUACCAGAGCUGUCUGACUGUAUUCCUCUGUGUGAUCUGUUUUUAAAAACAAACAAAAAGUUUUUGGGGUUCACUGAUGUUUAAAUGAUGGCACAAGUUGUUGCCGUUGCAUCUUUUUUGUAGGUUACAACACCUACUCUGAGAGACUGUGGACUGUGGGAGCAACCAGCUGUUGAGCUUUCUCUGCUUAUUUGGUCAAUGUUGAACAUGUGGGGAAUGGGUAGGCUUGUAUAUUGGAAUGUAAAGUAUUAUUUAUUCUGCAGGAAAUUGUGCCAGUCUGUAACGGGAAUAUGUCUCCCUCUUGGUUUUUCUUUCUUGUUCUACGAUCUAUAACAUUUUGCAUGUCUUCACUUUUGUUUGACUGAUACUCGAAUGCUCUUAGUGUUUGCUUGGUUCUUGUCGUUAACCUGCUUAGACAACACUUGAUGUUUCUUUGAGUACUACCUAACCACCGAGCCUACAAAUCCAAAGUGAAUGUGCACUCCUUUUUUUUGUUUCACAAAGUACUUUGUUUUUAUUGAUGGGUACAAGUUUUCCUGUCUUUUGUUGUUGUCUUGUUGGCAGAGCAAAUGACACAUACAGGAGAUGUUCAAACAGAGGAGGAGUAGAAAGCUGCAGAACAGAAGUGAUUUAAACCUCACUUUUGUCUGUCAAAAAAACGUUACUAUUUUUCCUACUGGGUGUGAUUUAUGCUACAAGAAGGCUCAAUUAUGCAGCAUCUAAGAGGCAAAUCACACUGAAAAGUCACAAUAGGACCGUCCAAUAGGAUUUCAGACCUUUAGCUUUGCGGUUUUUACUAUUAAGAUUCAGUGCAUGGGAGUGUGAGCGAUGUCUGUUCUGUUUUUGAUAAAAAAACCCCAUAAAAAACGUUUAGUUUAACCACUGUUUAUAUUUAGGGUUUACACAGGUCCUCAGUGGACGAUUAGGCGAACAGGCGUUUAAAAAUCCUGUCUAAAAUGUACAGCUCGGAUAUCGGAAUAGUUUUACUUUCAUAAUUGUUACCAAAAAAACCCCUUAUUACCAAAAUGUUUGACGUAGCAGUCGGAAAACACCUGAGGCUACAAUACAAUGAAUAUUUAUUUGUCAGUGUAUUGAAUUUAAAAAUUAGGUUGCACUUUUUCGAAGGUGUGUCAGAUUUGUACACCUAUAAAGCGUAUAUUUCUGAGGAUUAGCCUCUUAAAAACUAAAAUGGGAUCCACAUUUUCUAUUUCCUGUUAAUUUGGCGAACCGGGUGUGAUUUUAACUUGGAUUUUGAAUUCUGCUAUCCUGCGUCUUAUUGUUUCUCUGUUUUUUUUAGGUGGACAGUAAAAGCUUCACAGCAGUCUGUCAGUGAGGAGUGGGUGCUGGUAAGGGCUACAGUAAGAUAGAAGUUUUUCAAGUUGUCACUACUUGUGAUCCAUGUUUUUAUCGAAGACGAGUUUCGGAGGCAGAAGACCAAUCAUGUAAAAGUGCCAAACCACUAUUUCUGUCAGAGGCCUUUGUACUUGCAGUGUGUUCAACCUUUUGAUCCCCUUCAACACAGAACUCAAAACCGCAUGAUAUAUACAGUACUGUAUAUACAGAGUUUAUCUGCUGAAUGUCCAAUGGUAUUGUUUCUGUAACAGUAUCAUCAGUGCAGUAUGUUUACAUUUAUUACAGAAAAUUGCUAUCCUCAGAUUGCUACAACAAAGAACCUUGUAUCAGUUUUAAUGUUGAUUGCUUCAUUUGAGCACAGAACUAUGCAUUAGUAGUAGGUAGGUGAUUGCUGAAGUAGUACGGACACCGAUACACUUAGGGUGCUCCCGUUUAAUGAACAACCAAAAAGUGCUGCAGAAGACACAAUCGGUCUCCCCGAGCCUCGUAAUGUAACCGGUGGUUUGGAUGUAUAAGACGCGUUGAAAUAUUUCAUUUUAGAAACCAGCUUAAAAAAAGAAACUGUUUCCUACUGGUACUUUUUUAAGGUGUCAUUUGUACCUAUUUUGCACGACCGAGCUGUAAAUUGGUUAUGCCAUCUGAACGUGUGCGUGUACGUGUGUGUGUGCGCGUCCGUCUGCUCCCAGUAUAAUGCACUGUAACGUUGAUGCAUGUCAACCGUCAUAACGAAACCAAUGUUGGGUUAGAAGAGUGGAUCAGCUUAAGCUCUUAAGUCCCAGUUCUACUUUUCUCCCUAUCUUUAUUUUGAGCUUCUAUUUAUGAAAACAUACAGUAUAUUUGUACAGAGAAAAUGAUAAUUUUGCAUCUACUGUGGUGGUCUAGACUUUGAUGGCACUCCUGCAUGAUAGCAAUAAACUGUUUUGAAUGAAAGACAA
Molecule: messenger RNA, 4889 nt
Organism: Acanthochromis polyacanthus (spiny chromis)
Lineage: Eukaryota; Metazoa; Chordata; Actinopteri; Pomacentridae
Gene: stim1a
Product: stromal interaction molecule 1a
Exons: 13
Coding region: 205-2580 (791 amino acids)
Biological process (GO): intracellular calcium ion homeostasis; store-operated calcium entry; activation of store-operated calcium channel activity
Cellular component (GO): endoplasmic reticulum; plasma membrane
Molecular function (GO): protein binding; calcium ion binding; calcium channel regulator activity
Source: RefSeq, a predicted model, not a curated record